AUGUGCUCUGCACGCACCUCUCCUCUCAUCGACAUGCCAUCACCCCCCUUCCCGUCCGCCCUUCCCUCUCAACCCUGCAGCACGCCCCAGGACUCCCCCACCGCUCGCUCCCUCUGCACCCCUCCAUCCAUGCUGCUCACAGGGGCCCACCAGCAGCCCCCAGGGGGAGCACGAGUGCCCGUGGCGGCAGCGGUGGCGGAGGCGGCGUGUGUGCUGCGCCUGCUGGUGCUGCGCCGGGCGCACAUGGCUCAUGCCCUCGCCACCGCGCCCUUCCCUCCCCGGUACAUGGUGGAGAUGGCGGGGGAGAGCGCCUUCAAGGUCAAGUGGGCCAACGGGGCCACACUCACGCUCACUGCCUGCAACGACUGGCCAAUGCCGGGCGGCCACCUGGCAGUGGCUGACGUGGAGCUGCCCCACACAGCGCAGUCAGGCGAGGAGAAGCAGCAGCUGCUCUCGCUGCUCUCCACCGCCGUGGUGAGCUCACCACGCCCCUUGGUUGUGCUGUGUGCGUGCGAUCAAAGCUCUGACCUCAAGAUUGCUGCUGAGCUCAAGAUUGCUGCUGAGCUCAAGAUUGCUGCUGACCUCAAGAUUGCUGCUGAGCUCAAGAUUGCUGCUGAGCUCAAGAUUGCUGCUGAGCUCAAGAUUGCUGCUGAGCUCAAGAUUGCUGCUGAGCUCAAGAUUGCUGCUGAGCUCAAGAUUGCUGCUGAGCUCAAGAUUGCUGCUGAGCUCAAGAUUGCUGCUGAGCUCAAGAUUGCUGCUGAGCUCAAGAUUGCUGCUGAGCUCAAGAUUGCUGCUGAGCUCAAGAUUGCUGCUGAGCUCAAGAUGAAAGCUCUGAAUGCACUGCUCACCACGUCCCUUGCUGGGUGCCUCCGGUUCACCACGUCCCUUGGAGCUCUGAGCUCAAGCUCGUGGCAUCGUGCUGUCUGGCACCUCACUGCUUCCCCUCCCCCCCCUCCCUCGCCAUGGCAGGGUGACGCGCAGCAGCAGGAUGGCGCAGCUGCAGCCCCAUCAGCUGUGGGUGGUGUGAUAGCAGCGGCAGGGGCGUGUCUGCGCAAGGCCAUGAUGGUGGCACUCAAGACCACUUGA
Closterium sp. Yama58-4 is the source of this 1086-nucleotide messenger RNA. The record is from the annotation of a GenBank genome assembly. NCBI's taxonomy places the organism in Eukaryota, Viridiplantae, Streptophyta, Zygnematophyceae, Desmidiales, Closteriaceae.